Solanum pennellii is the source of this 1005-nucleotide messenger RNA. Its product is annotated as transcription factor bHLH96-like. Gene Ontology annotation, molecular function: RNA polymerase II cis-regulatory region sequence-specific DNA binding; protein dimerization activity; DNA-binding transcription factor activity, RNA polymerase II-specific. The transcript is spliced from 3 exons. The record is from RefSeq and is a predicted model, not a curated record. Gene Ontology annotation, biological process: regulation of transcription by RNA polymerase II. Lineage: Eukaryota; Viridiplantae; Streptophyta; Magnoliopsida; Solanales; Solanaceae. The coding region runs from base 91 to 981 and encodes 296 amino acids.
AUGAACUCUUUACACAAAUUAGCCAAAAUCUUCAAGAGAAAAAAAAAAAGAAGAAAAAUUACAAUAGUAGCCUAUAUUUAUUUUUAAAAAAUGGCUCUUGAAACUGUUGUUUUCCAACAAGAUCCUUUCAAUUAUAGCCACAAAGAUUGUAAUUUUUACAAUCUUGAAACUUUUCAUGAUUAUGGUAAUUUUGGCUAUGAGGGGUAUAAUUGGAAUUCUUCAAUACCACAAAGUUACAACGACGAUGAUAACAACAACAAUAACAAUAAUAAUAAUUCUUCGCCGGAUAAAUAUUUUCCGGUGGAGAGUACGGUGGUUUCAGGGCGGAGAAAAAGGCGGCGGACAAAAUGCGCGAAAAACGAGGAAGAAAUACAUAAUCAAAGGAUGACUCACAUUGCCGUCGAGAGAAAUCGUCGACGGCAAAUGAACGAUUACCUCGCCGUACUCCGGUCGUUGAUGCCGCCGUCUUACGCUCAACGGGGUGACCAAGCAUCAAUUGUUGGAGGCGCAAUUAAUUUUGUUAAAGAACUUGAACAACUCCUCCAAUUUUUGGAAGCACAUAAACAAGUCAUAACAACACAUCAGCGACAUAUUCAGUAUAGUCCGUUCUCUAAAUUUUUCACGUUCCCUCAAUAUUUUACGAGUAAUAACAAUCACCCGUUGGCGGCCGCCACCAGCAACGAGGGGUCGGAGGAGAGACGGUCGGCGGUCGCGGAUAUCGAGGUGACCAUGGUGGAAAGUCAUGCAAAUGUAAAGGUGUUAUCAAGAAGAAGACCAAAACAAUUGUUGAAAAUUGUUAAUUGGUUACAAGCAAUGUGCCUUACUAUACUUCACCUUAGUGUUACAACAGCUGAUCAUAUGGUACUUUACACAUUUAGUGUCAAGGUGGAAGAAAAUUGUGAGCUAAAUACAGUGAGUGAGAUAGCAAGUGCUGUACAUGAAAUGGUGGCCAUGAUUAAGGAGGAGGCUAUGUCUUGUUGAGAUGACCCCCCCACCCCCACCCCC